Molecule: messenger RNA, 2608 nt
Organism: Hemibagrus wyckioides
Lineage: Eukaryota; Metazoa; Chordata; Actinopteri; Siluriformes; Bagridae
Product: E3 ubiquitin/ISG15 ligase TRIM25-like
Exons: 6
Coding region: 476-2161 (561 amino acids)
Molecular function (GO): protein binding; zinc ion binding
Source: RefSeq, a predicted model, not a curated record
CUUUCGUCCCCCUUUCUGGGUUGCCAGAUCAUUUUCCCCUAAACGUCGAGAGGCUUUUUGAUGUUAUACAAACCCAAUUUUGUUUUAAUAUCGCUGUCUAUUCAGGGUUUUAGAAUUUUUUUUGAAGAUUUUAAGAUUUAUUGUUAGACUGUUUUUUCUUUUUGACGCCUGGUAUAUUUUUAAAUUAUUCAAAGGCAGUCCUCUAAACAAACACCUGGCAACUCAGCUCUUACUUUAACAGAAGUGAAACAUAUCUGUUCCUGACUGUUUAAUCGGGAUUUUGAUCUGUUUCGUUUGAGGGUUUUCGUGUUUUCAUGUGCAGGAUUAUUAGCAGUGUCUGUUUUGAGAAAAGUCGUGUGUUUAUUUUGUGCAAUUUAAAUCAGAUGAGUUUUCAGACACACCUGUUUUCCACACGGCUGAACCAGGAAGUGUGAGCUGCUGUAAGUGAGUGUGUGUGAGUUUGUUUUUCAGUAAAAUGGCAGAAGCGAGUAUGUUCGGAUUUCAGGAUCAGUUAAGCUGUCCAAUCUGUCUGGACCUUGUCAAGGAUCCUGUAGCUCUUCUCUGUGGACACAGUUUCUGUAUGGUCUGCAUUAAUGGCUGCUGGGAUCAGGAGGAUCAUCAGGGAGUCUAUAGCUGUCCUCAGUGUAGACAAACCUUCACUUCAAGACCUGCUGUGAGUAAAAACACCAUGCUGGCUGAAGUAGUAGAGACACUGAAGAAGACAGGACUCCAGGCUACACGUCCUGCUCAGUCUACAGCUGGACCUGAAGAUGUGGAGUGUGAUUUUUGUACUGAGAAUAAAUCCAAAGCCAUCAAGUCCUGCCUGGUGUGUCUGGCCUCUUUCUGUGAAACUCAUCUCCAGCCUCACUAUAAAUCUCCAGCCUUUAAGAAGCACAAGCUGGUGGAAGCCUCCAGACGACUCCAGGAGCAGAUCUGCUCUCAGCAUGACAAACUGCUGGAGGUUUACUGUCGCACUGACCAGCAGUGUAUCUGCAUGUUGUGUACCAUGGAUGAACAUAAAGGACAUGAUACAGUAUCAGCUGCAGCAGCACGAGCUGAGAAACAGAAACAGUUGUUGAAGGUGCAGGAAACAUUCCAGGAGAAAAUCAAGGAGAGAGAGCAGGAGCUUUUGGAGCUAACAAAGGCUGUGGAGUCCCACAAGCACUCUGCUCAGACAGCAGUUCAGGAAACUGAGAGGAUCUUUUCUGAUCUGAUCAAAUCUAUUAAGACAAGAUUGUCUCAGGUGACACAGCAGAUCAGAGCUCAGGAGAACGCUGCAGUGAGUCGAGCUGAAGAAAUCUUGAAAAAACUGGAGCAGGACAUUGCAGAGCUAAAAAGAAGAGCUGCUGAGAUGGAGGAGCUUUCACAUGCAGAAGAUCCCAUCCAUUUCCUCCAGUGUUUUUCGCCUGCUGUGACCCCUCCUGUAUCUGCAGUAUCACCACCCAUCAGUCCUUUAGCACUCUCAUUUGAAGAUGCAGUAAAUUCUGUGUCUGAGUUAAAAGUGAAGCUGGAAGCAUGCUCUACAGAGCAGCUUAAGAAGAUAACAAGUGAAGUGAAGAAAAACAUGAUGCUGCUAAGCAGAGAGGACUUUUUACAAUAUUCCUGUCAGCUCACACUGGAUCCCAACACAGCAAAUGAACGCCUCUUGAAUCUGUCUGAUUCAAACAGAAUGGCGAGUGACAGAAGCAAUGUAUUUUCUAAAUAUUUAAAACAUAUGUAUGGACCACAAGAGAUGCAAAAAGAUCCAGAGAGCUUUGAAUGUUUCUCCCAGGUGUUGUGUAGUGAGAGUGUGUCUGGACGCUGUUACUGGGAGGUGGAGUGGAGCGGGGAUAAAGGGGUUAAUACAGCAGUGUCAUAUAAAAACAUCAGCAGGAAAGGAAGCGGUAAUGAAUGUCAGUUUGGACAUAAUGAUAAGUCCUGGAGUUUGCUGUGCCAACCAUCUAAAUGCUCAUUCUUGCACAACAACCAAGAAACUAAAAUCCCUAUUACCUCCAGCUCCUCUAGAAUAGGAGUGUUUGUGGAUCACAAGGCAGGAACACUGUCUUUCUACAGCAUCUCUGACACGAUGAAGCUCCUCCACAGAGUUGACACCACAUUCACUCAGCCUCUUUACCCUGGAUUUGGGCUAAAUUACCAUUCAACAGUAAAAUUAUGCAACUGAAAAUAGAUGAUUUUGGAUUAGUUUAGCACUGUAUGAUUCAUGUAACAAUGAUAUCACAAGCAUGUUACCUUUAAAAAUGGCAAGAAAUUAAAAAGCUGACUUUUUGUUUAAAAUCUAUAUUCUCAAUACUAUUAAAAACUAAGUAAACACAAUCAUAAAUUAAAAUUAACUGUAUUAAAUUAGAAUGAAAUUGUAUAGUUUAGUGUUCAUACAUGUCACCUGUAAAAAAAAUUUUGUUUUUUUUGUCUUUGCCUUGUCUUUUGCCUCUUUAUCUGUAUUUUUGAUCUUCUACAGCCAACUGUUUCACUGUGUUUAAUAUCAGGUCUGGUAAACUAAUAUAACUCAGGAAGUAUUGCAUGUUGUUGUAUAAUACAUUGACAUCAUUAUUUGUUGCUGAAAUGUACUUUACUAUAACCAAUAAAGGUUAGUAUCAUUGCAGAACUGAUG